AUGCGCAAACGCUGGCGCGGUGCCUGUCUGUUUGGACGUCGGCUGCUCAGGUUCUUCACCAGCUUCCAAGUAGAAUUGCGUGGUAACUACUCAGUCGAACGCGUCCGGAACCUGACUACGUACCACCAAACUACUUCAACGUUAUGGGCCCUGCUGAUCGCUGUGGUGUCCCCUUUUCCGUGCUUGGUCGUGGUCGCGCUGGUAGAUUGUGUCCCUCUGGCUGCACCUAAAGAAGGAUUAAGAGCGAAUUACUUGUUCUGGUUCCGCGACUACGUAUCGAUCGCCCUCAUGACGUGCGCGAUCUUGGAGCAGUUCCGGAUCAAUGUCCCUGGUCUGAAGAUCAACUCCAUGAAAACGAUCUCAAUG
Phytophthora sojae is the source of this 366-nucleotide messenger RNA. RefSeq lists its product as hypothetical. The annotation marks the transcript as partial. NCBI's taxonomy places the organism in Eukaryota, Oomycota, Peronosporomycetes, Peronosporales, Peronosporaceae. The transcript has a single exon. The record is from RefSeq and is a predicted model, not a curated record.